AUGGGUGUCACCCCCCCCCCCGUGGCUCGCGCCCCUCCCGCCGGGGGUCCCGGUGCUCCCGGCGCUGCUCACCCCGGCGGGGGCCCCGGUGCCGGGAGUUUAGGACCCGGCGGGGCGAGGCGGCGCCGGUGCCGGUCCCGCCCCGGCCCCAUUGUCUGGGCGCGGAGGCGGAGGGACGGCAGCGGCGGCGCCGUUCGCACGGACCGCGCCGCGGAGCCCUCCCGGCCCCGGUACCGGCCCCGGUACCGGCCAUGGCCCCGGCCCCGGGGGCCCGCCUGGCGCUGCUGGCCGCCGCCCUGCUCGGGGCAUCAGCGAGCGGCGACUGGGCCCCCCCGGAGCCCAGUGUUCCUGCCGGCGGAGCUGGAGGUGCUGGCGGUGCCCGAGCACUACCGGCUGCAGCGGGCGGACGGGGACCUGGCCGCCAACACCUCCCUGCGCGCCCGCACCGAGACCUUCCUGCUGCUGCCGCACUGGCUCCGGCGCCCAGCCGCUGCUCCGGGCGUCCUACACACCCUUCAGCACCCGGCAGGAGGUGCCCACCCGGAGCCCCCCGGAGAAGGAGGGCUGGGCUGUCCGUGCCGUGUCCCUGGAGAGCGCCGUGUCCCCGGACGAGCCCGUUGCCCGCGUCCUCUUCCACCUGCGGGGUCCCGACUGGCUGCCGGGGCAGCGGGAGCCCCCCGGGGAGCGGGACUUGCCCUGCGUCACCCUCCAUGCCCACCACCGUGGCCGGGUGGCGCGGGGCGCCUGCCGCCUGCAGGCUCCUCUGGGUGUCUGCGUGGUGGAGCUGGAGAUCCCCCCCCGCUGGUUCUCCCCGGCAGCCCCUGCCCCCCGUGCCCCCCUGGAGCCGGCCUGAGCUGCACUACGGCGUUUUGGGGCCGGGGGCGUGCGGCCGUGCCGGGGGCCGGGGGGGGUCGGACUGCAGGGCCACGGGAGGCCCCACGGUACCUGGGGCCGCUGGAGCUGCGCGUGGCGGCGCCGGCACGGCGGCAGGAGGUGCGGCUGGACGAGCGGGUGCUGCUGCGCGUCCCCGACGCCACGCUGCGCCCCGGGCAGCGCUUUGCCGCCACCCUCGCCCUGCGGCACAACUUCACCGCCCAGCAGCUGACCCUGCGGAUCAAGGCCAAGAAGGGGCUGCUGGUGGUGGCAGCCCGACCUGGGGACCCUGCCUGGGCCGUGCAGCUGGAGCGCACCCGCGGCCCCAAGCACUGGACGGCCGUGGUGACGUGCCGGCGGAGCGGGGACACCCACGGGGACUGGAGGGCGUCGGAGGCGGUCGAGUUCCUGCACCUGGACCUGGCCGUGGAGAACGGGACGGGGGGGCUGGCGCCGGCGCGGCCCCUCACCUGGCAGGUGGAGUACCCCGGCCAGGACCCCGAGGCGCAGAAGGACAAGCUGGUGUGGGAGGUGCAGGUGUCGGAGCGGGACGUGCGUGCCCUCGUCCCCUUGGUGCAGGAGCUGGAGCUGCUGAACACAGCCCCGCUGACCGGCGUCCCCCGCGCGGUGCCGGUGACGUUGGUGACGGUGGAGGCAGGGGGCGGCGUGGCUGAGGUGACCGAGCCGCUGGGCUGCGAGUCGGCCGACAAGCAAGUGCUGCAGGUGGCAGACAGCUGCGACGCGGUGUUCGUGGGGGGCAAGGAGAGCCGGGGGGCGCGGGGGGCGCGGGUGGACUUCUGGUCGCGCCGCCUGCACGCCUCGCUGCUCUUCACCGUCUGGGCCCCGCUGCUGCCGCUCCGCAUCCAGCUCGGCGACACCACCCUGGAGCAGCUGCGGGGCUGGCGCCUGCCCGGUGCCACCGAGAGCGCUGACGGGGAGGCGGAUGAGCCCGGGGAGGAGGCGGAGCGGCGGGCGCGGGGCUGCCGGCCCCAGUACCAGCGCACGUCGGUGCGCUUCCUGGCGCACUUCGUUGCGCACCCACGGGACGGUGGCCGUCACCUCUCCUACCUGCCCGGCCCCGAGUGGCUCCUGGAUGUCACCCACCUGGUGGCUGGCCGGGCACGUGUGCAGGACCCCCGUGUGGCGACGCUGGAGGGGGACACCGUGGUGGUCGGCCGGGAGCCCGGCGUCACCUCUGUGGAGGUCCGCUCCCCCGUCUCGGACUCCAUCCUGGGCGAGCAGACGCUGGUGGUGUCGGAGGAGAAGGUGACGGUGACCGAGCUGCGUGCCCAGCUGGUGCAGGGGCUGGCGCUGGCGCUGCGGACGGAGCCGGGCCACCCCGGCGUGGUCACGGCCACCUGCCAGGCCACGGGCUCGCUGCGGACCCCCAAGCAGGAGGCGACGCUGUCCGUCUGGCUGUCCUUCUCCGACGGCACGCUGGCCCCAGCUGAGCUGUACGGCUGGCAGGACGUGGCGCUGGCCGUGACCUCGCAGGACCCUGCCGUGGUCACCGUGGCGGGGGGCUUGCCCGGGGCCCCCUCCUGGCGCCCGAGGGUGCUGGCGGAGGGGCCGGGGCGGGGGGCCCUGCUGCAGCUCAGCCUGCACCCCCCAGAUGCCUGCCGCCGGGGUCGGCACCGGGCGGCCGCCCUGGCCACCGGCUCUGCCUGGCUGAGGUGGGGGCUGCUCGGCGCGGGACCCCCCCCGGCAGCCCCCGGCCCCCCGCACCCUUCCCGCGGGCCGAGGGGGCCUAUGUCAGGGGAGGCGGUGACGGCGGGCGGCGAGCCCCGCAGGAGGAACCCCGGCGGCGUGGGUCCGGCCUCCACCAAGCUGCAGGGGCUGGGGUCUUCCUCGGAGGAGGAGGAGGAGGAGCAGGGGGAGGAAGGCCGUGGGCGUGCGGGCAGGGAGGAGGAGGAGGAGGAGGAGGAAGAGGAGAUGGUGAAGGCCCCGGCGCGGGUGACCGACCUGGAGAUCGGCAUGUACGUCCUGCUGGGUGUCUUCUGCCUGGCCAUCUUCAUCUUCCUCGUCAACUGCAUCUUCUUCGUGCUGCGCUACCAGCAGAAGGAGCCCCCCGACGCCGGGGCCACCCCCUCGGCUCCCCAGCCCCACAACUGGGUCUGGCUGGGCACUGACCAGGAGGAGCUGAGCCGGCAGCUGGACCGCCAGCAGCCGGAGCCCCCCGCCCCGGCGCCCCCCCAGCCGGGCACGGAGGCCGGGCGCUGCUGCUGCGGGGACCCCCAGGUGCCCGCCGUGGGGUCUCCCCCCACAGCCCCGCCGCCAGCCGGCACCCCCCCGGCCCGCAAGGAAGGGGCUGCACCGGGGGGCGGCCGGCGGAAGCGUGUGGAGUUUGUCACCUUCGCGCCCCCCCGGGUCCCCGAGGAGCCCCCCCAGCCCGCCCCCAACGUGCAGUCCAUCCUCGUGGCCAGCGAGGACGACAUCCGCUGGGUGUGCGAGGACAUGGGGCUGCGGGACCCCGAGGAGCUCAGGAGCUACAUGGAGAGGAUCCGGGGCAGCUCCUGACCCCGGGGGGCAGCCCCAGCCCACCCCCCCUCCCCGAGCUGGCACUGCCCUACGGGACCAGCCUCCUCCCUGUCCCCAUCCCUCCUGGUGGCCUCAGCAGGGACACCGGAGGGCCUGGCCCCAAGGCUGUCGGGGUGGCAGCCGCCCACCCCGCAGCAUCCCUCCUGGGGGGUGGGGGUCUCCUCACCCUGGCCCCGCCGUGGUGCCGGAGGGCGUGGGGAGGCUGCGGCCCCCCCUUGCUGUGGGUCUCAUUGCGACGUUGUGUUCAUAGUGCUGAUGAUGAGUCCUGUGGUCCGACCUGGGGAGCGCCCCGCGCCCCCCCUCUCCCCCCCAAAUCCCCCUGGCCACACGUCCGUUUUGUAUCCAUACCGCUGUGGGAUGGGGCCGCUGCGGGGGCCUGUUAUUUAUGGAAGAUUUUUAAUUCUGACGUUGUUACAAAAAUAAAAUAUUUAAAAAAGCUGA
Molecule: messenger RNA, 3852 nt
Organism: Anas platyrhynchos (mallard)
Lineage: Eukaryota; Metazoa; Chordata; Aves; Anseriformes; Anatidae
Source: RefSeq, a predicted model, not a curated record